CAAUUCCAAGCCUUGAUGCCGAGAGCCAAGCAGGUGGUGACACUGUGGUACCGAGCUCCAGAAGUGCUGCUGCAGUCCAGCUACGCCACCCCGGUGGACCUGUGGAGCGUGGGCUGCAUCUUUGCUGAGAUGUUCAGGAGAAGACCUCUGUUCCGCGGCAACUCAGAUGUUGAUCAGCUGGGUAAAAUCUUUGAUGUGGUCGGGGUCCCGUCGGCAGAGGACUGGCCCCAGGAGGUGGCCCUACCACAGAGUGCCUUCUCCCCGCGACCCGCCAAGCCCAUAGAAGACCUGGUGCCCGACAUCGACCAGCAAGGGCGGGGCCUCCUCUUGCAAUUCCUGGCCUUCAACCCCUCCAGGAGGACUUCUGCCUUGGCCGCACUCAGCCACGCUUACUUCCAGAGCGUGGACAGCCAGAGUCGCAGUGUGUACGCCGCACAGACCAUCCCCGCCAACAAAGCUGCUAUUGAGGAGAGGACUGCCUGAGAGUCCUCCUUGGCCCCCCCAUUUAAAAACAAAAAAACGCACUUUGAUCUUAAUCAUGCCAAACUGUUAAAAAAAAAAACCAGCUCUCUCCAUUUUUGCUGCGAGCACAUCAAAAAAGAAAGAAAGACUGCUAAGGUGGGUGGAAUGGAAGUAAAAACACACAAAAUGAUGCAAGCUUCCCCCCCGUCUUUGUUUUUUGGGACUAAACAUGAAAGAGGGGAUGGCGGGUAUACUUGGUCAACGAGAGAGGCAGCGCUAGGAAUGAGUAACACCCCCCCCCCCCCCCGAGGGAAUGCACGGGAAAAGUCUCCUCCUUCCAUGCAGUGAUGGAUGGAACAUUGCUGCUGGAUGGACUACACGGUCAAUGCAAAGAGCGGCACUAGUCAGUGAGCAGACUGGAACCUUGGAGUGGUGUGCACUGAUGCUCCUGACCACACAGGAAAAAGAAAUGACCCGCCAUUCUCUCACUGCCCCCCACAGGUCACGCUCAGCAACUGCAGACCAGUAGUGGGAUUCUAAUGGGGUUUUGUUUUUUUUGCAACUUUGGUUUUAGCAGAGCAGGACCAUUUUCGCGCCAGUUAUAAAUCCUGAAUCAUUUCCUGAAAAAAGCACGGCUUGUUUAGCGCUGUUCACUACCGAUAUUCUGCCUUUUUAAUUUUAUCGACAUGUCUUAUGUGCAUUUUUUUUUUUUUUUGCAUGAUGUUCUUUUACGCUGGAAGAUUCCAGAACCUGUGUGAAAGGGGGGGGGGGGCGACUUCUGCUUACCUGCCGAUUUGAUACAAGUCCGACUCCCCAGGGGGUGGGUGACUAUUCGAUGCAGAUUCAGUUGUGGAUUCAACACGGUUGCAUGGACGGCCUUGAAAAACAUGCUUUUUUAUUUGUGAAAAAAUAGAUUUGGGAUGGGCCCUGCGAUGAGGUGGCGACUUGUCCAGGGUGUACCCCGCCUUCCGCCCGAUUGUAGCUGAGAUAGGCGCCAGCGCCCCCGAAAGGGAAUAAGCGGUAGAAAAUGGAUGGAUGGAUGGAUAGAUUUGGGAUGGAGAUGGAUGUGAAUGGAGGAUUUUGUGCAGCCCUACUGUGUCAGCAAGUGAGGAUGCAAGAGUAGAAGACUCUAGGUGUAUCUUAGUGAUGCUCCAAGGAACCUCGUAUGGCGACUUUGGGCUUUUUGCGGCUGUUUGAUGAAUUUACUAGUGGCUAUAUCCUUUUUUUUUUUAAUGCACAAAAAAAAUCUUACUUUUUUUCUCUAUUUUACAGGCAAUUUUAUUUUUUUCUACACCAGCAAGUAAGAAUAGAGAUGUAUUUUUCUAUGUUUUUUUUUUCCUCCACAAGAACAGUAACCUACUUUAACACUGGUUGACUUUUUCUUACCUGGUCGUGCUGCUCGCACACACACACACUUACAGUAUACACACACUUUCUCAGGUUUUCCGCAGGGAUGUCGGAACCUUUCGCUGCAGUUUGCACGUCCUCCGGCUACGAACUGACCACACCACAACUCCUCCAGGUUCCUCCUUUUUUUUCAAGCUGUUCAAUGAUCCCGCCAUUGAUCCUGUUCUACUGUUUUGGUUCCUUUGUUACUGUAGUCAUUACUGUCUGAACACACCUGCCUGCAUCAUUGGUUUUGCCAGCAAAGUGCAUGCAGAGAUGGGAAAUGACUCAAAUGGGGUGUGGGUGAAAAUGCAAUGAGUAAUUUAGGUAUAGACGUUUACACUUUUAGCUUUUAGUUCUUUUUUAAACUCGAUAAACAAUCACUGUAUAUUUUUGUAUAGCCAGUAACAGUAUCACCUUUUUUUCCAAUGUUUGUACAACUGAAGUCCACGGUUAAGCUCUUUCAAGGUUUCUCUUUGAAACUAACCGAGCUUGGUCCUUCCCGUAACUCAGAUCCCACACAAACACCUUCCUUUGUCGCCUUUUUUUGAAGCACAGCAGAUUGGGACAAGGAGAAAAACAAAUAAACAAUCAUGGUAUUAUAAUUGUAUGAAUGCAAAAGUUGGUGUCUUAUUAUUAUGUAACACCAGUUGAAUAAAAAGCCGCUUUUUUUUUUUUA
Molecule: messenger RNA, 2527 nt
Organism: Nerophis ophidion (straightnose pipefish)
Lineage: Eukaryota; Metazoa; Chordata; Actinopteri; Syngnathiformes; Syngnathidae
Product: cyclin-dependent kinase 6-like
Exons: 5
Coding region: 16-483 (155 amino acids)
Biological process (GO): G1/S transition of mitotic cell cycle; regulation of G2/M transition of mitotic cell cycle; signal transduction
Cellular component (GO): nucleus; cyclin-dependent protein kinase holoenzyme complex; cytoplasm
Molecular function (GO): cyclin binding; ATP binding; cyclin-dependent protein serine/threonine kinase activity
Source: RefSeq, a predicted model, not a curated record